AUGAGAACAUACAUAUUUAUUCUUCCUUUAGCGUUUAGCUACUUUUCUAAUUGGGUAUACUUCGAAUACUCUAAUUUACCAAAUAAGUGGGUAAAUAAUGGAAAUUAUAAGAAAAGAUUGUACAGAAUUUUAAAUAAUUCAUAUAAAAGUAACGAUUCAAUAAAUAAUGACUCAUUAGAUAAAGAGGGAGUAAGAAAAAUUAAUCAAGAAACGAUACUUCCUAUAAAAAAAAAAAAUAGUUUAUUAGAAAAAGUAAUAGAAGAAGAAUUAUAUAUAAAAAAAGAAGAAAAUAAGGAAUUCUUAUCGAAAGAAAAUGAAAAAGUAAAGAUAGAAGAACAAGAAAAGGAAAUAAGGGCAAAAGAUGAAGAGAAAAAAGAACAAGAGAAUGAAAUACAGGAAGAACUAAAAGGUGAAGAACAGGGGAGACAAGAGGAUGAAGAGAAAAAAGAACAAGAGAAUGAAAUACAGGAAGAACUAAAAGGUGAAGAACAGGGGAGACAAGAGGAUGAAGAGAAAAAAGAACAAGAGAGUGAAAUACAGGAAGAACUAAAAGGUGAAGAACAGGGGGAACAAGAGGAUGAAGAAGAAAAAGAAAAUAAAAAAGGAGAAAUUAAAGAUAAAAAAGAAAAAGAAGAUAAAAAAGAAAAAGAAGAAAAUAAAAAAGGAGAAAUAAAUGAUGGAAAAGAAAAAGGAAAUAUAAAAGAAGAGAUUGAAAAAAAAAAAUUAAUUAAGCAAUAUGAAUUAAGAAAAUUGGAAGAGAUAGCUACAUUUAAAAAUGCUGCAAAAAGUUUUAAAAGUCUAUUUAGAGAAGAUGAUAAUUUAUUUGGAAAAAAUUAUGAUUUAAAAAAAAAGGAGGAUCCAAUGAGACAAAAAGAAGAAAUGGAAGAAAUUGAGAAAAAAAAUUAUGAACAUAUUAUUGAAUAUGUAAGAAUAUUACUAUAUGAGAGAAAAAGUAGCAUAAAAUUAAAUGUACAUAUAUAUUUAAAAAGAGUAUUUAACAUAUUAUUAAGUGAAAAAUUAAUGAUUAAUAUGUGUCAUAACAAUGGAAUUGCUUUAAAAAAAUCAGAAGAAUUAAUUAAAGAAUCCAAAUCAAAUUAUUCUAUACCAAAUAUUAGUGAUUCAGAUGAUAAAAAAUGUAAUAACUGUGUUAAGGAUUGUAAAUUUAAAAAAGAAAACCCACCACAAUACUGUAACAUGAAAACAUUAAAAUGCUUUUUAUCCUCUAUAAAAGAUGAGAAAUACUUCAAGGCAGAUGAUUUAUAUGAAUAUUACAGUUCUUUAGAAUUUAUGAUAAAAAAAACAAAAUUUCAUAAUCAAAUGGAUCAAUUAUAUAAAUAUUUCAUUUUUUAUCCAUCAGAAGAUAGCAAAGAAGAUUUUAAAAAAAAAAUAAGCAAUAAAAUAUUUAUAGAAGCACUUAGAUCAAUAUUAUUUAAUAAAUACCAAAAAAAUGAGAAAUAUUUAUAUUCAAGUUUCAUAAUCGUUAUAGAUACUUUAUUUUCUAUAACUAGAAAAGAAAGAAUAGCUGCAGAUAUGCUUAAAUUUAUUGAAUCUUUUUUUUUAAACAUAAUUUUGUUACAUAAGAAAGUCUUAAGUUUUUUAUUGAAAACUCCAUUUCACGUUGGCUCCAAACUAUUUUAUAUUCCUAAUUUAAAUAAAAAAAAUUUUGAAAAUAUAUUAACUAAAAUAUAUUCUUUCUCUAUUUUAGAAAAUAUUUUAAAUAAUGAAUUAAAUAACUCAAAAUCUAAAGAAAUAUUAAAACAUUUAAAAAAUAAAAAUAAAAAUGUAAAAUAUAGUUUUAUUGAAGAGUCUCAAAAUUUGAAUGGAUCUAUAUCAAAUAACACCAAUAAUAUUCAAAAUACUUUUUCAAAUGAAGAUGAAAUUCUAUGUAAAUAUAUCCCAAUAAAAAAAAAAAUAGUAUAUGAAAAGCUAAACAUUACAAAAAAAAUUGCAGAACAAGCCAUCUUAGGUUACCUAAUUCAAUUACUGUUGAAAAAAGCACAUAAUUAUAUAGUAGAAUAA
Molecule: messenger RNA, 2019 nt
Organism: Plasmodium relictum
Lineage: Eukaryota; Apicomplexa; Aconoidasida; Haemosporida; Plasmodiidae
Product: conserved Plasmodium protein, unknown function
Exons: 2
Coding region: 1-2019 (672 amino acids)
Source: RefSeq, a predicted model, not a curated record